GAACUUAUGGCCCGUGGGGGCGGCACUGGUAAGGCUGACUGUCUGACACUUGCAAGGUUAACCCCGGGCUCGCCUACCAUAGCCCCCAGGAAUGUAGCUCACCAUCAGAUUUGUUUUUGGGUGCUGUAAUCAGCCUGGCAUGGCUGCGAGGCGGACGAGAGGAGCAAAAUGGGAUUGCCAUUGAGAACAUAAAUAGGCCUGGUUUCUCAUGAUACCCUCGAUUCAUUUUCACAUAACUAUAACAAUUCAAUCUUAUUACCAUUUCCUACUAAAUUUCGUCCAUAUUUCAUAUUCAAUCAGACUAUAUCAUUGUAGCCAUGCUGCAUCAUCCCUUCAGACUUCUCCUAUCGAUCUUUUUAGGGCUGGCGGCCUUGACCCAGUUGGUGCUCAGUGCACCGACGAAGGGUGUAACCGAAGAUACCAAAGUACUCGGUCUCAAAGCCGCGAACUUCGAAAGUAAAGCGCGUGUAUUAUUAUAUUCAUCGGACAAACAGACUGCCUGGGGCCGGUUCCCUGAAUACAGAAACAAGGCAGACACCCAGGAAAUUAUCAAUGCCGUGAAGGAAGUCGCUCUUGCGGGAUAUGGAUAUUUCUCCGGGACAUCAGGAUAUUUCAAAACCAAUCUCGUCGCUGCCAUGUAUGAUGAUCAAGACGGGAUUUUUUUCUCGACCAUUCCCCAUGGAAAGUACGUGGAGGAGCUAGAUGGGGAUAUCAAAAAGGCAAGAGAGUGGAGAGCAAAGAGGCAACAGCUCAGGCAAGAGUGCAAGCCAGAGGACAAGGUUUUUGAAGAGUCCAACAGCUUGAAGCCAAAUGCACCCGGCUGGGCCACAGCGGCGGGACAGAAGAAAUACAAACCUCAUGCUGAGGACGGCGUCUUAUAUUAUUAUGAGAAGGCAACGGGGACCAGGACCUCUGAAGUUGCCGAGCGGAAAGAAACGGAAUGCUGGUGGCUAAACAGCCCGAAGACCUACAUGUCUGUCUUUGGAUUGAUGCCAGGCGAACAUAUUGCCAAAUUCCACCUGGCUUGUGGAGAGGACAAUAACAACCUUUCUUGCGAGGCCAUGCUUCAGCACUUCCGUAUUCAGCAGGCACCAACGGCUCCACUCACUCGCCGAUCUAUGGGUGAAAUCGAAGCACGAGCAGCCGCAAAAUCAAAACAUGAGGACCAGGACCUCAAAUGCAAGCAGAAAAAAGACGAAUUGUGAACAGAGCAGGUAGUUCAGGAUGGAUUAUGGUUGUGUUGAUUAUUAUUAUUAUUAUUUAAUCAAGUUUAUUGUCCAUACCGAGCCCCAGAGCUAUGACAGACCCUUAUUCGUGG
Aspergillus glaucus CBS 516.65 is the source of this 1318-nucleotide messenger RNA. RefSeq lists its product as uncharacterized. NCBI's taxonomy places the organism in Eukaryota, Fungi, Ascomycota, Eurotiomycetes, Eurotiales, Aspergillaceae. The record is from RefSeq and is a predicted model, not a curated record. The transcript has a single exon. Bases 318 to 1205 code for a protein of 295 amino acids.